UGCACCAACGAAAGGCGACAGCUUCGACGUCGAUGAAUCCACAGGUGGUCGUACGGAUGAUCCUGCGGCUGCCGAGGCAGGUGACGCAGCGGUAAACGAGGAGGGGAGCGUUCGUGUCGGGAAUUGUCCCUCGUCUUCAUCACUUGCUCUUCUUGGCGCUAGCAAACGCGACACUGCCAGCGAUACCGCAAAAGAAGGCAAGAACAGUGAGGGAAGCACUCGCGGAGACGCUUCCGAUGCGGGGGCAACGGGAGAUGUCGUUGCCGCAUCCUCUUCAGGUUCAGCCAAGCCCGACCUAAGAAUUUCUGACAAGAAUAUGUUCAACCUAACUCCUCCUGGUGGAACCGCGGACGCCCUCUUAAAAGCCGAUAGGGCAAAACACGGGAAGAUACGACAAAGACUGCUUCGCAAGCUUCACAUCCGAGAAAUCACAAACAAGAACUUCGAGGGCGAAUUCGAGGUAAUUAUCUUCAUGUCGCAUUAUGUUGGACAUGGUUUUGUCGUUUUACUAACAAGAAAACCAAACUUCUGUAUUCUUGUUUUUAACUACAGCUGCAAUUAUCAAAAAAGAAUUUCCAUCUCCAUUUUCAACAUAAAAUCUUCAUGUUGCUACAACUUCAGCUGAUGGCGUAUACAGCAAAGAAGGCGAAGUAUUGUUUCAUCUCCGGAUUGAGCGCUGGGUUCCAAAAUAGUCAGGGUUGGCUUCCUUUGUCGGAAAUGAGCGGUGACAUACAAAACUAUCGGCAGUUGCGGGACAACCUGAACAACACCGGCUGCAAGAUGCUCCAACUCUCCGUGUGUUUUACAGAUCGGUGGUUGCAGUUUCCUGAUACAAAGGCUACGUUGGAUACAACACCGACUUCUAAGAGGACUCAACAGGCAAAGCACGGGGAUGCAACCACGAAUGAGGUUGUUGCUGACGAUCAAAAUCAGAAGUCUUUCUCAACUUCAACGUCAACUUCUUCAUCCUCCGGCGCAACUAAUUCCUCUAGCACAGGAGCCAGCAAAAACCAAUCGGCAAGUGGAAGUGCCAACUCGACAUCCAAUCUGAAGUCUUCAUCUGGUGGUCUAGAACAAGGUGCGUCAGGUAAUAGUUUAGAACAAAGUAUCUCGACAGCCGCAGGAUCCGCGUCUCCAGAAAAGCAGCCGCCAGCUGCAUCGAUCCUAGAAGCAGAAAAGGAGAAGGACGAUGUCGAUGAAUCUGCCUACCCCCUUGUUUGGCAGAUGUUGUUCCAUUUCGAUUGGAACUCAGAUCUUCGGGACAAAACAGAGGUGAACGAUCUAUUCCACGUGGCUCAGGAUAUCAUUAAGGGUAGGCUUUUGGCGUUUCUGUUACCGUUUGUUUUGCCUCCCCUAUUGGGGACGUACGAGCAUAACAAAUGGGGAACAGAAACCCCAAGGGCUUCGCGCUAAUAUCAAAACAACACAUGAAGUAAACGCUGG
Molecule: messenger RNA, 1443 nt
Organism: Amoebophrya sp. A25
Lineage: Eukaryota; Dinophyceae; Syndiniales; Amoebophryaceae
Source: the annotation of a GenBank genome assembly